Messenger RNA from Rhinolophus ferrumequinum (greater horseshoe bat), 1060 nucleotides. RefSeq names its product trans-golgi network vesicle protein 23 homolog A (gene TVP23A). Bases 175 to 816 code for a protein of 213 amino acids. The transcript has 8 exons. Gene Ontology annotation, cellular component: Golgi membrane. Lineage: Eukaryota; Metazoa; Chordata; Mammalia; Chiroptera; Rhinolophidae. Gene Ontology annotation, biological process: vesicle-mediated transport; protein secretion. The record is from RefSeq and is a predicted model, not a curated record.
UGCGCUCUGGGCCCCGCGCGCCCCGCCCCCACCGGGGACCUGUUCGGAGGCUGCACCGCGGGGCUCAGGUUCCGACCCUCCCGCCACCAGGGGCCAGCCGAGCAUCCUAGCUCUUCGGCGGCGAGGGGCGGAACCGGAGCCUGAGGUCUGGGCUCCAGGUGGGCUCUUGGGAGAAUGAAGCAGGCCCUGAUGGACGACACUGAGGAUGUGUCCUUGGACUUUGGCAACGAAGAGGAGCUGGCCUUUCGGAAAGCCAAGGUCAGGCACCCCUUGGCCACCUUUUUCCACCUGUUCUUCCGAGUGAGUGCCAUCGUCACCUAUGUGUGCUGUGACUGGUUCAGCAGAAGCUUUGUGGGCUGUUUUGUCACCGUGCUUCUCCUUCUGUCCUUUGACUUCUGGUCUGUGAAGAACGUAACUGGAAGGCUCAUGGUAGGCCUCCGCUGGUGGAACCAGAUAGAUGAAGAUGGGAAAAGCCACUGGAUUUUUGAAGCCAGAAAGGUCUCUCCGAGUGGUACAGCUGCCACAGAGGCUGAGGCCCGAAUAUUCUGGCUUGGCCUCAUUAUCUGCCCCAUGAUUUGGACCGUGUUCUUCUUCAGCACCUUGUUCUCCUUGAAGCUAAAGUGGCUGGCUCUCGUGAUAGCCGGGAUUUCUCUCCAAGCUGCUAACCUGUAUGGCUACAUCCUUUGUAAGAUGGGAGGCGAGAGUGACAUCAGCAAAGUCACAGCCAGUUUCCUGUCCCAGACAGUGUUCCAGACGGCCUGCCCAAGCGACUUUCAGAAGCCUGGCCUCGAGGGGCUGGAGAUCCACAAGUGUUAGGCUUAUCUUCAGAGGCAGCAGGGGCUGCAGCCAGAGGUUCUCUAUUCAAAUGAGCUUCCAGGAGAGAAGAAUUCCAUGACCCACAAGCCAUUGGUUUUUCAGUGAAGCAGGCUUCAGGGAGAGGUUUGAGGAGAUGUUUUUAUUUUUAGAACAGCACAUUUGUAAAGAAUGCCCUUUACAUAUGUUCUAAAGAAAAGUGUACAAAUAUUAAGACGAUUAAAGUAAAGUGUCUCUGAAAAAGUGA